Molecule: messenger RNA, 2760 nt
Organism: Brugia malayi
Lineage: Eukaryota; Metazoa; Nematoda; Chromadorea; Rhabditida; Onchocercidae
Gene: Bma-dyc-1
Exons: 17
Coding region: 1-2760 (919 amino acids)
Molecular function (GO): nitric-oxide synthase binding
Source: RefSeq, a predicted model, not a curated record
AUGUUACAUUUUUCGAGUACCGAUACGGACGACAAAGCUCUUUCGGAAGAAGAACGAUUUUAUUAUCUCCGAUUGAUGGCAAAGCCAUCAAAAGGGAAGAAUGAACCAAUAAAAACAAAAUUUGUUCGCUGGUCACUACCAUGUCCCCAACAAGAAAGUCUUGAAACUGACCGUGAUCUCGAGAGCCAAGCGAUGCGUGUUGUACGAACAAUUGGACAAGCAUUUGAGGUAUGUCAUAAGGUAGCACAGGAGCAAAUGCAAGAAAAGUAUCAAGAAGAUUCAGAGAGUAGUUCUAAUAUAAGGGUUAAAAAUUCACUCACAAGUACUGAAGGUGAUCAUAUUGAAAUAGAGGAAAAGUUAGCAAAAGUAAGUGAAGCAUCACGUAGUCCAUCACCAACGGAUGAUCCACCACCGCUUACAACGUCUGGCACACCUGUCUACCUGCAAAAACGUCAUUCCAUAUUUGGGCAACGAAAAUCAUCCGAUGCAAUUUUAAAUCCAUCAGCUGCUCUAGAAGCAACAGCUUUAGCUACUACUAAUGCAGCUAAAGAUUGUGCUCAAGCAAGCACUUCCGGUGAGUCACAAAAAUUCUCACCCAUUCAAACGAAUCCGUUACAGCAAUCCGGUUCAUUAAUCGGAAUUAAUCCAACAAUUGCUACCAGUGACACAUUACCGUUCGUGUCCGGUUCCUCAACUUUACCGCAUUCGAUGACAUGGGGACCACAGAUGACCGCUGCUACUGCUGGUCAAUUUCAAUCAAUGCAAACGCUCGAUCAACGUGGUUUGCCGACUAUGCCUUAUUAUCCUAUGCCAAUAAUUGGUCCAUCAGCAUCAAUGCCAUAUGGACUUAGUUCACCAUAUUUAUUAUCACCUUAUGCAACCUUACCAUUACCGGGGAAUACCUCCUCCUGUGAACAACAACCCUCUACAACUAAUUCGAACAUUCCUGGAAGUCCUCUUGAAGGACAACAUGAUCUCACCACCUAUCAGCUCAGUUUAUCAUUAGAUCAGUAUAAUCAACAUUUGAUACGUUCACAAUUGGAUCAAGCACAACAAACCGCACAGGUAGCAAGCUGUCAGGUGCAAUUAUUAAGAGAUCAGUUGACAAGUGAGACAACUGCUCGAAUAGAAGCACAAUCACGAACACAUCAGUUGUUGAAUGCAAAUCGUGAAUUGUUAGAACAAGUGCAAGCGCUUGUUCUAAGGCUUCAAUCAUUGGAAACUAAACUUGCCGAAGAAAUUCAAGAACAAAUCAAUCAACCAUCAACAUCAAAAGGACAUGCCGACUCAUCAACAAUAUUAGCAAAGAAUUUAGGAGGAGCAAGGCAAACAUCACAAUUAACUAAUUCAUUACAUGAACAAUUUAAAAAUGAAGCAAAAGUUCCUGGACCACCACCGCUUGAUCCUUCAAAACCAUAUCAGUUGCAAUCAUUAGCUGAUAUACGAGCUGGUUCAUUACCACCGCAAAGUGUAGCAGUUCAAUCGAAGACGACUAAUUCCUCUUCAACAACAAAAAAUACUGCUCGUACAACGGAUGAUUACGAAGCUCGAACUGAACCAGAAAGUGGAACAGAGGAUACGACAGAUUACAGUUCUUCGGAUCAAUAUGAGAAAGUACCAUUUCCACUAAUUCAACAACAGAAAUUGGUACCUCUACCUGAACCACAUCUCAAUGUACUAAUGUCCAAUCCACAGGUUUUACCAAAUUUAUCAUCAUUUUUCUCUGCUCAAUCAACACCAACCUCUGAUAAUUUUAUUUCCAACUAUCUAGCUUAUCCAGUACGAAAUCAAAAUUCAGAAAUUAAUAAGGAUGAUGAAGAGCAGCAAAAUCCUUCAUCAACUUCACGACGUAUAAAAGAACGAUCAAAAACAUUGAAAGGUGGAGCAUUAUUUAAACGAAUGUCAUUUAAUCCAAAACUUUGGGAGACAAAACGUGGAAAAGAUAUGGAAUUAAUAAGUACACCAACGAUUGAAAGUAUCGAUGAAUGUCAACAAAAUGUAUCAAAAAAGUUAUAUGAAAAACAGAAAGGAAUAUCAAAAGAUGAUAGUGUUGAUAUUAAGAGGAAAAGAUCUGAUCGUUUACAAACAACAAUUUCAAUGGAACCAGGAACAUCAUCAACAGAGGAACGUUGUAAGAAACUAUCUGAUACAGGUGAAAUGGAAAUGCAAAUUAAAAUGAAUCCAUCAAAGCGACGAUCGCUAUUUUCCAACGAUUCAGUACAGUUGGAACCUGCUUCAAUGCAUUUAGCAACAGCAAUGUAUCCACCAAGACGGAUGGAUGCAUUAAUUUCAAACAAAGCACAAUUGCAUAGUAGGGUUUCACAAGAUGUUGGAGAAGAAUUAGCAACAUUUGCGCCACAGCAACAACCCACUGCGCUUAUCGGUAAUGGACCUAUUCCAUCGCUAAUAUCCGGUCGACAACUUGCAAAUCAUAUCGGUGCUUUAAAUGAAAAGGAAAAGUUACGACGGACGAGUAAUAGUGGGUCAAAUCAGAUACUAAUGCUACAGGAAGCAUUAAAGCAUAGCUUAGCUAACACUAAACAACAAUUAAUUCAAAGUAAUGAAACAUUGGAUGGUAUGCGAGGUUCAUUACGAUAUAUGGAAUCAGAAAAGCAAAAAUUGGGUGAUCCGAUGGUACUAGCAAAACUAACCAAACUGCCAACGUUUAUGUCUACAGGAACUGCUGAUUCCUUAGAUGAGACAAAUGAAUUGUCACCAACAAUUUCUGGUGGUGCACAAAGGACACCGACAAAUGAUUGA